AUGGGAGAACGAGGACCAGACCAGUGGUUGGAACAAAUCAAAAAAUGUAUAGCAUUGUCAGAAUCUGACAUGAAACAAUUAUGUGAAUUAGUCAAAGAGUUAUUGAUGGAAGAAUCCAACAUUCAACCAGUUCAAUCUCCAGUUACAGUAUGUGGUGACAUUCAUGGUCAAUUUCAUGAUUUAUUAGAAUUAUUCAGAACAGCCGGAGGAUUACCAUCAGAUGAUAAUCAAACAAAUUUUAUAUUUUUAGGUGAUUAUGUUGAUCGUGGUUAUUUCUCCUUGGAAACAUUUACAUUAUUGAUGGUUUUGAAAGUUAAAUAUCCUCAUAGAAUUACUUUAGUUAGAGGAAAUCACGAAUCAAGACAAAUUACCCAAGUUUAUGGGUUUUAUGAAGAAUGUUUAACCAAAUAUGGAUCAACAACUGUGUGGAAAUAUUGUUGUCAGGUUUUUGAUUUCUUAACAUUAGCAGCUAUAAUAGAUGGUAAGAUAUUAUGUGUUCAUGGUGGUUUAUCACCAGAAAUCAGAAUGUUGGAUCAAAUUAGAGUCUUGUCCAGAGCUCAAGAAGUUCCUCAUGAAGGUGGAUUUUGUGAUCUUGUUUGGUCCGACCCUGAUAAUAUUGAUACUUGGGCAGUUUCACCAAGAGGUGCAGGAUGGUUGUUUGGAUCCAAAGUUUCACGUGAAUUUAACCAUAUCAAUAAUUUACAAUUGAUUGCCAGAGCACAUCAAUUGGUAAUGGAAGGGUUCCGUUAUCAUUUCAAAGAGAAAGAUGUGGUAACUGUUUGGUCAGCUCCUAAUUAUUGUUAUAGAUGUGGUAAUGUUGCAAGUGUUAUGCAAGUGGAUGAAGAUUUAGACCCUAAUUUCAAGAUAUUCAGUGCUGUUCAAGAUGGUGAUUUGGCAGUAAAGAACAAUACCAACAAAACACAAAGAAGUGAUUAUUUCUUGUAA
Molecule: messenger RNA, 945 nt
Organism: Candida tropicalis MYA-3404
Lineage: Eukaryota; Fungi; Ascomycota; Pichiomycetes; Serinales; Debaryomycetaceae
Gene: SIT4
Product: type 2A-related serine/threonine-protein phosphatase
Exons: 1
Coding region: 1-945 (314 amino acids)
Biological process (GO): peptidyl-serine dephosphorylation; G1/S transition of mitotic cell cycle
Cellular component (GO): cytoplasm
Molecular function (GO): protein serine/threonine phosphatase activity
Source: RefSeq, a predicted model, not a curated record